GCCCACAGCCGCCACUCAGUGCGCACGCGCCCUGACCGCCCUCGGGCGGCAGCCAAUCCGCGCAGCGGACGGCGACCAAUGGAGCUCGCGCGCGGGAGGAGCGCGGAGUUUGAAUGCGCGACGCCGGCGGAGGCGGCUCGGGACGCGCGCUUCCGGGCCCAGCACCUACGAGCCAGCGGCGACACCGGGAGCGGGGACCGACGGAAGGUGUUGCCAUGGUGACAGCGGCCGAGGACAGCGUGGUCCGGGUGGUGGUGCGGGUGCGGCCCCCCACGCCUCGGGAGCUAGAGGUCCAGCGUCCACCUGUGGUCCAGGUGGUAGACGACCGGGUGCUGGUGUUCGACCCCGAGGAGCCCACCGGGGGCCUCCCUGCCCUCAACUGGGGUAGCACCCACAGUGGCCCAAAGAGGAAGAGCAAAGGUCUGACGUUCAUCUUCGACCGGGUCUUCGGGGAGGGGGCCACACAGCAGGACGUGUUUCGGCACACCACCCACGGCCUCCUGGACAGCUUCCUGCAGGGCUACAACUGCUCGGUGUUUGCCUAUGGGGCCACCGGGGCCGGGAAGACGCACACCAUGCUGGGGCGGCAUGGGGACCCUGGCAUCAUGUGUCUGACCACCAUGGAGCUGUACCAGCGCCUGGAGGCCCUGCGGGAAGAGAAGCAGUUCGAGGUGCUGGUCAGCUACCUGGAGGUCUACAACGAGCAGAUCCACGACCUCCUGGAGCCCAAGGGGCCCCUGAACAUCCGCGAGGACUCUGACAAGAGUGUGGUGGUGCAGGGCCUGUCCUUCCACCAGCCCACCUCAGCCGAGCAGCUGCUGGAGAUGCUGAGCCGGGGCAACUGCAGCCGCACACAACAUCCCACGGACGCCAAUGCCACAUCCUCCCGCUCCCAUGCCAUCUUCCAGAUCUUCGUGAGGCAGCAGGACCGAGUGCCGGGGCCCACGCAGGCCCUUCAGAUGGCCAAGAUGAGCCUGAUUGACCUGGCGGGCUCAGAGCGGGCGUCCAGCACCCACGCCCGGGGUGAGCGGCUGCGGGAGGGAGCCAACAUCAACCGCUCCCUGCUGGCCCUCAUCAGCGUCCUCAAUGCCCUGGCUGAUGCCAAGGGCCGCAGGGCUCACGUGCCCUACCGGGACAGUAAGCUGACCCGCCUGCUGAAGGACUCCCUGGGGGGCAACUGCCGCACUGUGAUGAUCGCCCAUGUCAGCCCUGCGGCCCUGGCCUACGAGGACACAUACAACACCCUCAAGUACGCCGACCGGGCCAAGGAGAUCCGGCUCACGCUGAAGAGCAACGUGGUCACCCUGGACUGUCACGUCAGCCGCUACGCCGCCGUGUGCCAGCAGCUGCAGGCCGAGGUGUCUUCCCUGAGGAGGAAGCUGCAGGAGUUGGAGGCGAGAGCACAGGCGCCUCAGCGCUCACUCUCACCGCCCAGCCAGUCCUGCACCCCAGAGUCUGGAACCCUUAGAGACCAGAGCCAGGGGACGGAAGCCCAGGAGCCACCAGCCCUGGCAGGGAGCUCUGCAGGCCAAGGGUGGCCCCCACGAAGCUGUAGCCAGGACAGAGGCCCAGCGGAGGUUCCAGGCCAGGUGCCCGAGCCCAACCCCAGACCCUCAGUUCCUGGGAUGCCUAGUUUGAUCCUGCCGCCCGAGCCAGCCUCGGCACAGCUGUCCCUGAAGAGGCCACGUGGGGAGCACCUUGGGCCGCUGGCCCUCCGCGUGCUGCACCUAGCCCAGAAGCAGUAUGCGCUGCUCCAGGCCGCUGGCCUGCUCACCCCGGAUCUGACCACGGAACUGGAGAUGCUGCAGCAGCUGGUGCAUGAAGCAGAUGGUGAUUCCAGUGCUGAGAGCUGCAGGACACCGGGCCUGGCUCAGGAGCUGUGUUCAGAUUCCCGGUCUCCAGGCCACUGCAGCCCUGUGACCCGGACCAUGGCAAGGCGGCAGAGCAGCCUCUUGCACAACCUGGGGGUUCCCCCUGGGCCUGAUGGCACCCCAGCCCCAGUGUCCCGACAGCCCACAGAGAAGAGGCGGAGACCAAGCCCCAGCGCGCCUGACAGUCCCCUGGCCCCAAGGCGGGAGGCCAAGCGCCAGCGCCAAUCCUCCCUGCCCUGCCUGAGGCAGGAACGGCAGCCUGAGCCCUGCACCCCUGCAGGGGCCCGGGCCUCCCCAAGCUGCCGCUCCCCUCGCCCCUGCCCAGCCACUGUUAUCAAACGCCGGGCACCCCUGGGCCCCUCGGCCCUGCAGAACUGCUCCACACGCCCAGCACUGCCCACGCUGGACCUCAACGCCACCUUCGACCUCUCAGAGGAACCUCCCUCCACACUCAGCCUCCAGGAGUUUGCCCCCCACGAGCGGCCUGGGCCCCGCCAAGCCUUUGUUGCCAGCGGGCCAGCGGCCCUGUUCACUGCAAGGGGCCCCAAGCCCACGUCCUCCCUACCCGGGACCUCAGCCUGCAGGAGAAGGCGCCCAGCAAGCUCCUGCGUGCCCCAGGGCCGCAGCCGCAUCGCCCGCCUGCCCAGCAGCUCCUGGAAGAGGCCAGCGGGGGCCCUUGUGAUCCCAGAGCAACCCUUGAGGCCGAAGACCCAGAAGAAGUUGGCUGGGGUUGGGAGGCUGCUGCCCACUGGGGACUGUGUCGCCCAGGUAUCCUGACCCCUGUGCCGCCCCCCAGCCUGGGUGCUGGACGCCAGCACCUGCUCCUUGCCACCCUGUCCUGCUGAUCCUGCUCCCGCCUCCUCCCUGGGGGUGACGCGCGGCCUCCCAGCACCUUCCUGAGCGAGUGUUAACAGGCAAUUUUGAGGAGUGCAACCUGCCGUGCCCUCCCAGGCCCACGCCGUGCUGCAGUGCCCCCCCCACCUGCCCCCGCCGGGAGGCCCCUGGGGGCCUGGCGAGGUAUCCUCAGCCCCCGCCUGGUGAUGGUGGUGCCCUGACCCACAGAGGAGUCAGCGUUGUCGCCUGCACAGGGCUCACAUCCGUGCACGUGCCACCCUAGCUGUAAAUGGGGCGAACAGAGUUGCGCCCUGACCUGCCUCCAGUGCGCUUAAGAGUGGAUGCAGGUGUACUUUCCCACAGCAAUUAAUAAACCGUCUCCAGCUGGC
Messenger RNA from Chinchilla lanigera (long-tailed chinchilla), 3094 nucleotides. RefSeq names its product kinesin family member 18B (gene Kif18b). The transcript is spliced from 16 exons. The coding region runs from base 114 to 2648 and encodes 844 amino acids. Gene Ontology annotation, biological process: microtubule-based movement. NCBI's taxonomy places the organism in Eukaryota, Metazoa, Chordata, Mammalia, Rodentia, Chinchillidae. Gene Ontology annotation, molecular function: microtubule binding; ATP binding; microtubule motor activity. The record is from RefSeq and is a predicted model, not a curated record.